Molecule: messenger RNA, 2569 nt
Organism: Leopardus geoffroyi (Geoffroy's cat)
Lineage: Eukaryota; Metazoa; Chordata; Mammalia; Carnivora; Felidae
Gene: VIM
Product: vimentin
Exons: 9
Coding region: 841-2241 (466 amino acids)
Biological process (GO): intermediate filament organization
Cellular component (GO): plasma membrane; intermediate filament; cytoplasm
Molecular function (GO): structural constituent of cytoskeleton
Source: RefSeq, a predicted model, not a curated record
UUCCUCGGCCGCAGCCUCGAAGCUCGCGCCGUCCAAAGCCACACCGAGCCCGUUAGGUCCCUGAACCUAAGGAACCCCCAAGACAAGAGGCUGGAAAGAUUCGUGGGCCAAAGCGGGCGGUGCGCCAAGCCUGCUCGGGACCCCAGCUCCGUGUCCUAGGCUGUGCGCGCCCCCAACGCCCGCUCCAAUCUCAGGCGUUCUUUGUUCCUUUCUCCGCGCCUCCCAAGCCUCGGGAUCCCCCCCUCUUCCUGCCCCUUUGCCCGCGGGUCUCCCCACCCACCAGCCCCGAGCAGAACACUGGCCUGCAGCGGAGCGCCCCUCCCACCCGCCCGCCUCCUCCCAGGCCUCUGUGGCCCAGUGCCUGGGGACCCCUCCGGUCUGGUCCUGGGCAGGGUUCCCUACCACCGCGCGACCCCGCCUUUUUCAGCACCCACUGGGAGCAGCGCUCAGGCCAACAUCAGGAAAGCCCCCGAAAGUCCCAGCCCACCCAAAAAGUAACGGGAAGGUGCCCAGUCCCGGGCUGCAGAGGGGCGGAGAGGAAGGCUCGAGGGCGCCCCCGCCCCAACCCCCGCCCACCCUUCCCGCAUCUCGUCGGGUCCCCAUUGGCUGGCGCUCUCCGCGGCUGGGAUGGCAGUGGGAGGGGACCCUCUUUCCUAACCGGGUUAUAAAAACUGCGCCCUCGGCCCGGUCCGGUCCUCUGCCACUCUCGCUCCGGGAUCCCCCGCGCCAGAGACGCAGCAGCGCUCCCACCGCCCACACCCACCGCGCCCUCGCUCGCCUGUCCUCCCCGAGCCAGUCCGCGCCGCCGCAGCCGCCCAGCCCACCGCCACCGUCUCAGCCAUGUCCACCAGGUCUGUGUCCUCGUCCUCCUACCGCAGGAUGUUCGGCGGCCCCGGCACCGGGAGCCGGCCGAGCUCCAGCCGGAGCUACGUGACCACGUCCACCCGCACCUACACCCUGGGCAGCGCGUUGCGCCCCAGCACCAGCCGCAGCCUCUACGCCUCGUCCCCGGGCGGCUCGUACGCCACGCGCUCCUCGGCGGUGCGCCUGCGGAGCAGUGUGCCCGGUGUGCGUCUGCUGCAGGACUCGGUGGACUUCUCGCUGGCCGAUGCCAUCAACACCGAGUUCAAGAACACCCGCACCAACGAGAAGGUGGAGCUGCAGGAGCUGAACGACCGCUUCGCCAACUACAUCGACAAGGUGCGCUUCCUGGAGCAGCAGAACAAGAUCCUGCUGGCCGAGCUCGAGCAGCUCAAGGGCCAGGGCAAGUCGCGCCUGGGGGACCUCUACGAGGAGGAGAUGCGGGAGCUGCGCCGUCAGGUGGACCAGCUCACCAACGACAAGGCCCGCGUCGAGGUGGAGCGCGACAACCUGGCCGAGGACAUCAUGCGGCUCCGGGAGAAGUUGCAGGAGGAGAUGCUUCAGAGAGAGGAAGCCGAGAGCACCCUGCAAUCUUUCAGACAGGAUGUUGACAACGCUUCUUUGGCACGUCUUGACCUUGAGCGCAAAGUGGAAUCCUUGCAGGAAGAGAUUGCCUUUUUGAAGAAACUACAUGAUGAGGAAAUCCAGGAGCUACAGGCUCAGAUCCAGGACCAGCACGUCCAAAUCGACGUGGAUGUUUCCAAGCCUGACCUCACCGCCGCCCUGCGAGAUGUACGCCAGCAAUAUGAAAGCGUGGCUGCCAAGAACCUUCAGGAGGCCGAAGAAUGGUACAAGUCCAAGUUUGCUGACCUCUCUGAGGCUGCUAACCGGAACAAUGAUGCCCUGCGCCAGGCGAAGCAGGAAUCAAAUGAGUACCGGAGACAGGUCCAGUCCCUCACCUGCGAAGUGGACGCCCUCAAAGGGACUAACGAGUCUCUGGAACGCCAGAUGCGUGAAAUGGAAGAGAACUUUGCCGUCGAAGCUGCUAACUACCAAGACACUAUUGGCCGCCUGCAGGAUGAGAUUCAGAACAUGAAGGAGGAAAUGGCUCGUCACCUUCGCGAAUACCAAGACCUGCUGAAUGUUAAGAUGGCUCUUGACAUUGAGAUCGCCACCUACAGGAAGCUGCUGGAAGGCGAGGAGAGCAGGAUUGCUCUGCCUCUUCCCAACUUUUCUUCCCUGAACCUGAGGGAAACCAAUCUGGAUUCACUUCCUCUGGUUGACACUCACUCAAAAAGAACACUUCUGAUUAAGACGGUCGAAACCAGAGAUGGACAGGUUAUCAAUGAAACUUCUCAGCAUCACGAUGACCUUGAGUGAAGAUUGCACAGACUCGGUGCAGCAAUAUAUUACCAGCAAGAAUAAAAUAAAAAAAAAAGAAAUCCAUAUCUUAAAGAAACAGCUUUCAAGUGCCUUUCUGCAGUUUUUCAGGAGCGCAAGAUAGAUUUGGAAUAGGAAUAACCUUUAGUUCUUAAGAACCAACACUCUUAAAAGAUUUAGAGAAAAGUUUACAAACAUAAUCUAGUUUACGAAGAAAACUUGUGCUAGGAUACUUUUUAAAAAGUAUUUUUGAAUACCAUUAAAACUGCUUUUUUCCAACAAGUGUCUGACCAACUUGUUUCUGCUUCAAUAAAUCUUUGGAAAACUC